GGAUAGUCGGAUUUGUAACAAAUUUUGUUUAUGGAUACAAAUAUUCAUGGGAAAAUAUAGCAGAAAGUAAACAUGGCAGCAAAAAGUUGCGGUUUAUAACUCGGACAGACAGGCCGCGAAUCCGACGAUGUUGCCCUCCAGCUACCGACGACGUCUGCGGACCCGCGACCUCCUGCAGCGGCCCAUGCCGGAAAUGACGUUGCGUCUGCCAACGCGUAUCUCUAAUCAGACACUGACCAAAGCGGAAAUGGCGGACCUGCGGGCGACGCAUUCUUAUUUUCCGUACAUGCUACGGGAGCGCACACGGACUAUGCGCAGCUCCCUAGUUUCCGGUCAGAUAAACCAGGUGCUUGAACAUCUGACCGAGAUAGACCGGAAAGCGGAAGAGGAAGCGGCUGUGUUCGCAAAGAAGGUUCGCCUGACUUAUCCACGGGAGCUGCGGGACACUCCUAUCCCGCCCGUGCGCUUGGAGCGACAGUUUAGCAGGGUGAGCGGCGCGGGCAUGGCACCACGGCUGCAGCCAAUCGAUGAAGGCCACGAGAGCCGGCGGAGCAUCCAAAGCAACACGCCGACGUCAAAGAACGCAAAAACGCAGGAAAUUAAAUCAAAGAAUAAAUUAAAAGAUGCCAAAGGAAAUAGCGGGAAACUUAAGGAUUUGAAAUCAUCGGCUAAAGAUGUGAACAAGAGAGUAAAGAAAAAAGUUCCAGAAAAGAUUAUUGACACCAUUGAAAACCUAACACGCGCUAGAAUGAUUGAGCUAGCCAAACAACUGAUGAAGGAUAAAAGAAUGUCGCAGUGUUAUAAACGUAAUCCUAAUCGAAUAGAACUGCUGCCACCGAUUGUGUUCGAGGGGACGCCGGCGUGGAGCCACGAGGUGAAAUCGGAUCUCUACAUUCUGGUGCCAAUCAAAUCGCUCCGAUACAUUAAGUGGAAGUACGCAGUUCGAGAAACUGGCUACAUUGAAGUGACAUUGCCCGCGAAACCCCCCAAGAACCGCAUUGACUUGUACGCGGCCGUCCGAGCGGACGAUAACGUCCAUCUUUCCACAUCUCGGCUCAACCGAGCGCUGGUUGAGGUGUUCCUUGAAGGACUUAAGGUAGCAAAGUUCGGAGAAUACACGCUGAUGCCAGAACUCAACUUUGAUUACCUAAAUGACACCCUAGAGUUAGUGUUCACCAAGCAUCUGCGGAUCCCGAUGGUGCCAAUGGUAUACCUGGGCGCCGACGAGCCGUAUUACACCAUCCGCCCCAAUUUACCCGAUCUCGACCCGACCUCCGACACGCUAUUUCGCGCGUGCUACGCCAUCCAAGAGGAAAAUAUCUUUUCAAAAGUUUCAUCCACCGACCAUGGGCUCCGCUUCGAUGCCCUAAAAGUCAUUCAUACCCUGUGUAAACAGGAUUGGCGUCUUCAAUCUUUGUCCGUCUACCAGCUAAAGAACGUCCUCAUGCACGACAUCGAUUUCGAAAUCGACCACUCCCCGCGUUGGCAGCGUCUAACAAGAGACGUUUGCGUUCAAGCAAUCCUUAAACGUCUCCUGUAUUUCGUUAAGAAACAGCGGCUUCCUCAUUUCUUCGAAAGCAGGAUUGACCUAUUCCGCGGCAUCUCUGCAAAGACGCUUGCCCUAAUGCGGACGCCCCUGGAGCGCUUCGUUAGUAACGAAGCCCAGCUGUUGCGGGACCUACAGCGCGCCUCCCGCGAUCGUCCAUCCAGUAGCUCCAGCAGUGAGAGCGACGAGGACUGGUGGUGAUCCGCCAACUUCCGGGAGCGGACCUGCAACCCUCCUCUUUCCAAAACCGUAAUUCCGAGUUAAGAUAUAACUUCCGGUUUCCUGUUGCAAACUUAACUGAGCUCUGAUGGUCGUUAAGUAAAAUUUCGGCUGCCAUUUGGUGGUGACAAAAAUAUGAUAGAGAUAAACUGUAUAAUAAAUGUAUAAGAUAUCGAAACAUUUAUGAUGACGAAACAAUAACGAUGACAAAACCAUUACGGACGUAACAAUUACAAUGACGUAAGAAUUGUUUUGUCAUGAGUUGUUGUAAUGGUCGAAUAUGUGUCUAAUGUGCGGCGGUAAUCCAGUGUUUACGUUGACGUCAAUUUGUUUGCCAUAUGUGUCACUAAAUUUGUUAUUUAAUUGUUUACUUGUUAAUAAAUUUGAAGA
Mya arenaria is the source of this 2155-nucleotide messenger RNA. RefSeq lists its product as uncharacterized. The record is from RefSeq and is a predicted model, not a curated record. Bases 128 to 1747 code for a protein of 539 amino acids. The transcript is spliced from 2 exons. NCBI's taxonomy places the organism in Eukaryota, Metazoa, Mollusca, Bivalvia, Myida, Myidae.